AUGAGUUCAGUCAAUCCGCAUCACUGGCAAAUCCGUGACAGCUGCCCUGCAUUCAGUUCAGCUGCAGAUUCAUUAACAGCUGCAAACGAAACUUGUCCCGUUCUUUUCUCACUCUGUUUUUUUUCACUCCAAUCUUCAUUAGCUAAUAAACUCAAAUUUGCAGAGCUUCAAGCUUUCAAAGAGCGCUUCGAGAAAGGCGAAGGAGAUAUUCAAGUCGAAAAGACUGAAAUUGACAUACGCGCGGGAGAUCUUAGUGAUAUUAAAUCUGCAUUCGAAAGGGCAGACGACGAUUCUGAUAUGACUCCGGAAGAAAGAGCUGAACUGAAGAAAAAGCACAUCGAAGAAGAAUUCUUACGGUACAAACUUGCAAGACGAGCAGCUGCUCAGAGAGAAGCCGCUGAAAAAGCCGCUGGCGAAGAGGGAGGAGGAGUGGAAGCAGGAGCGGACAUUGAAGUUGGCACAAUCAAAGAUCGUUUCGAGACAGGCGAAGCUUUCAAAGCUGAACAUAAAGGCUUGUCCUUCAUGCACUGA
Messenger RNA from Gongylonema pulchrum, 531 nucleotides. NCBI's taxonomy places the organism in Eukaryota, Metazoa, Nematoda, Chromadorea, Rhabditida, Gongylonematidae. The record is from the annotation of a GenBank genome assembly.